This is a messenger RNA of Medioppia subpectinata, 699 nucleotides long. The record is from the annotation of a GenBank genome assembly. Lineage: Eukaryota; Metazoa; Arthropoda; Arachnida; Sarcoptiformes; Oppiidae.
AUGGUUAAAUAUUAUGCCGUAAGGAUUGGACGACAGCCCGGAGUCUAUAACAACUGGUCUGAGGCCUGGACUCAAACACAUCGCUAUCCAUACAAUCAAUGCAAACGUUUCAAUACAUAUGAAGAAGCGGUCGAUUACGUGAACGGCGGCCCACGAUCUCCGGCCACUGGCGAAGCCGUCUAUGAUCGCAACUAUUGGAGACCAGUGCCGGACAUGGGUUGUGGCAAUUCGUAUGAGACAUGUCCGGAACGGUUCCAGAUCUAUACGGACGGCGCGUGUCGGGGCAACGGAACCGCUUCAGCCAUCGGCGGUAUUGGUGUCCAUUUCCCCGAUUGGCGAGACUAUAUCAGCGAACCAUUGCCCGGACGGCAGACCAACAUUUGUGCCGACAUAUACGCGGCCAAACUGGCCGUCAAAACGGCUGUCAAAUUGGGAGAAUGUCUUCUGGAGAUCAAUACAGACAGCGAGUUCUUAGUGAAUUCGAUGACCAAAUGGAUCGGCAAAUGGCAGCAAAACGGGUGGAAGUGUAUCGAUGACCGCCCCGUCAAGAAUAAGAAGGACUUUUUAGCCCUUCUCGAGUGGACCCAAUACGCCGACAUUGUGUGGACUAAAGUGGCCGCACAUUCAGGUAUCGCCGGCAACGAGAGGGCCGACCGAUUGGCUCAUUGGGCUAUCGAGGAUCAGCUUAGAAGACAUUAG